Messenger RNA from Ceraceosorus bombacis, 2074 nucleotides. The record is from the annotation of a GenBank genome assembly. Lineage: Eukaryota; Fungi; Basidiomycota; Exobasidiomycetes; Ceraceosorales; Ceraceosoraceae.
AUGGGUAUCGUCGAAAAGAUUGCCGAGAUCGAGGCCGAAAUGUGAGCCCCUUUGCGAUGGGGAGGUUUUUGGGCAAGAUUGGAGCAUUGUGCGCGGAGCGUACGCAAGAUGCAUGCACCUGAAUGGUGUGCCUUGCGAUACCGUCUGCAUGCUCAUCCACGCUGACGUACCUCUCCAACUCGUCAUUGCAGGGCUCGGACUCAGAAGAACAAGGUGCGAUGGCGGUCCCGUAGCGAAUGUAUGCGCGAAAUCUAUCAGACGUGGUGCUGACUUGCAGAGCUCGCCGCGAUUCUGCAGGCGACAGAGUACCACAUAGGUCUCUUGCGAGCCAAGGUGUCCAAGUUGCGGGUGCAGCUGCUCGAGCCGGAAAAGACGAGUGCAAAGGGCGAAGGUUUUGAUGUUCAGAAGCGAGGAUCAGCGCGGGUAGCGCUGAUUGGCUUUCCUUCGGUGGGCAAGAGUACCCUGCUGAGCACCAUCACGCGCACAGAGAGCGCUACGGCUGCCUACGAAUACACCACAUUGACUGCUAUUCCUGGUGUGCUGGAGUAUGAAGGAGCAGAGAUACAAUUGCUCGAUCUGCCUGGUAUCAUCGAGGGCGCUAGUCAGGGAAGAGGAAGAGGUAGACAGGUCGUGAGCGUCGCAAAGACUGCCGACCUUAUCCUUGUGAGUGUUGCGCCGGUCUGUUUUGCUAGCAAGUAUGUGCGACAGCACGGCAAGGGGCCGCCGGCGGGGCUGCCAAGGCAUCGCUAGAUGCUCAACAUUGCUUUUCGUCUAUCUCAGAUUAUGAUGGACGCGACAAAGUCGGAGCAGCAGAGGGUUUUGUUGGAGAAGGAAUUGGAAGACGUGGGCAUUCGAUUGAAUAAGAAGCCACCUGAUGGUGAGUGGAGGCGGCUAGGAAAGCCUGGUCGAUAGCAGUUGAACAUCCGCUUCUCUUCGCUACCACACCCCUCCAGUCAUCUUGAAGCGCAAACAAGCUGGUGGAAUCGUAGUUUCGAAAGCUAUGGGCUUGACAUUGACAAAGAUUGACGAAAAGAUGAUCAGGACGAUUCUUGCGGUGAGCUCCACACGUCGCAGUCAGCUUUCCAUGGCGGCUUACACAUCUUGAUUGCACAUCAUGCUCAGGGCUACAAGAUGCACGUGAGUGCCCUUUCGCCGGAGCGGGGCUGCAUUGGUAGAGGGCGCACUUCUGACGCAUGCUUUGUAGAACACCGACGUGCUUCUGCGAGAAGACAUUACCGUGGAUCAAUUCAUCGACGUCGUCCUGGGUACAAGAAAGUACACGCCUUGCUUGUACGUCUACAACAAGAUCGACAGUAUAUCCAUGGAGGAGAUGGACAAAUUAGCUAGGAGACCUCACUCUAUCGUCGUCUCGUGCGAGUUGAGACUGAACCUGGAAAGAUUGAAGGAUCGGAUAUGGGUGAGCAGGCGUCGAGCUGCGCCAAGUCGAGAAGCGCCGCAAUGCUCAUUCGACCGAGCUGUUCUGGACCGCGCGCAGAAUGAGAUGAAUCUUUUGCGCGUGUACACGAGAAAGAGGGGAGAACAUCCAGAUUUGGAAGAUCCGGUCAUCGUGCGAGCUGGCGGGACGAUCGAAGAUGUGGUGCGUCGACGAGACGAGACAAGGGAGAGGGGGGGGGAAGGGCAUUGUCCCGCUCGGCCUUCUCUGAGCGCUGAUUCUGGUGCGCCAAUUACACAACCAGUGCAACUCCAUCCACAAAUCCCUCGUCGAGAAAUUCAGCUAUGCGACGGUUUGGGGUAAAUCGAGCAAGUGCGUCGAGGUCCCCCCCUGGCCUUGCUAGCCUUCCACGGAAACCUUUUAAUCAGUCGGCUCAUCGUACUUUUGCCCCCGCCUGAUUUGUCACCGCGAUGCAGAUUCUUACAGGGGCAAAAAGUAGGCAUCAGUCAUGCCAUUUCGGAUGGGGACGUCGUCACCUUAUUCAUGAGUAAGUGGCAACGCAAUCGCUUGUUGUAUGGCCUUGCUCCCCCCCGCGCAACGUCGGAGCAAGUGCUGAAACUGCGCAACCUUCGAAUCGGUCUCUCCAUCUUUGUUGCAACGAAUGCCCCAUCUCUAGAAUAA